UCAAUCACAUUGUAUUUGUAUCAAUAUAAAUGAAUGCACGAAUGAGAAAAUGAUUCAGGAAUUCUAGAGUUUUCAAGAGAAAGAAAAGUAAUUGUGGUAAGCAGGGUGAAGCCGAGAGCCAUGGGAACGGAGCGAGGCCGGAGGCGUGAUUGCUUUAGAGUGUCACGACACAAAAUCUUUCUUUAUUUUGAAAUUAUUUUGCAUCUAUUAGUAAAUGUGUUCACAAUGCAACACAAAGAUCAGCUGUUCAUGUACUAGAGCUGCUCCACCUGUUCUUCAAACAGAACCUGUUUCACUACAGAUACUUCAUUAAAGUCAACCACAGAAUGUUUUUAUUUAUGUGAUCAUUUACACAAAACUUUCCACACCUUACAGUUUGAACCUGCUUCGGUGUGUUUCAGAUGGGUGUUGGUGUGUCUGUUUUUCAUAUCAUUACCUGUCACAUCUAUUAACAAACCUAAGAAAAUCAUACAAAGGCAUAACAUGAACGAGGAACAAGAUGGCAAAAGAUUUUAAAUGUGAAAAAAAAAAAAAAAAAAAAUCUAUCAACCCAGCAAACUUGUUUCAUACAUGUACAGUUUUUAUCAGAAGUACUUGGAUCUAUAAAUGCUUAUUUUGAUGUCUGAUGGAAAGUCAGUAUUAUGAUGUAGAAGACCCUUCCCUCAGUUAUAUCACUGCUGUCAUGUCUUUUCUUUUGGCUCAGAAGAAGAUAUUUUGAGGAAUGUUGGUGUAAGAGCAACACUGGACCCUAUUAAAAAAAAGAAAAAAAGACAUUUCUCAAAAUAUCUUUUCUACAGAAGAAAUUAGUUGAUACAGAUGUGGAAUGACAUGAGGGGACAUGUAAAGGAUGACUUGAAUGUUAUUUUUUUGCAUGAACUAUCCCUUUAACAUUCAUAUUUUAUUAUGCAAUAUUUGCAUUACAUUUGCAUAUAUUUGCUAAACAGGCUGCCCUACCAAAGACAGAUGUAAGACAAAUACAUACACAAGAACUGUACAGUAAAUACUGUGUGAUCAGCACAUCCUGAAUGUGUUUCCAACAGCAGUCACUCUGACUCGGCUCAUUCCCCGUCACUAAAGCUCAACGUUUGUCUGAGACACACCCUCAUAGUUUCAUGACAAGACUUUCCUCAUCAUGUAAUCCAGUGAGUUGAGUUGCUGAAUCUAUGAAAUCUGUACACAGUUGUACAGAUCUUUAUUGUCUCCUCAUCUGAGUUUUUAACAAUCCACCAAAAGAAAACAAAAGAGAAGAUGCUUCAUUCUGAAAAAAACAAAAAAACGCUCUCUGAUCACAGGAAAAGUCUUCAGGAUCUAAAAAAGUCCUAUGAAGAAUGUGAAGAGCCUGAGAAACAACAGUUAUGGGAGAUCAUUAAUGAUGAAUUGCAAGACAUCUUGAAGAAAUACUCCUUAUUCUUCUCAAAAAAACAAAUGAAGAUUUUCAACGACCCCAUUCAUGGUCACAUUGCGCUGCACCCCCUCCUGGUGAAGAUCACAGAUACGCCUCAGUUUCAGAGACUCCGUCACAUCAAACAGCUUGGAGGAACAUAUCUGGUGUAUCCGGGAGCUUCUCACAAUCGUUUUGAACACUCUCUUGGUGUGGCGUAUUUAGCAGGUUGUCUGGUCAAGAUUCUUCAUGACAAUCAGCCGGAGCUCAAAAUCACCAAACAGGAUUUCCUGUGUGUUCAGAUCGCUGGACUGUGUCACGACUUGGGUCAUGGUCCAUUUUCCCAUGUAUUUGAUGGUCUGGUUAUUCCUAAAGUCAAAAAGAUUAAACAAAUAAGAGGCUUGCCUGAUGAUAUCCCUGAGAAGUGGAAGCAUGAGCAGAUGUCAGUGCUGAUGUUUGAUGACAUUGUGAAGAGUUUGAAGGAUGAGAAUGAAGAUGUGUUGAAAGAACACGGACUGAAUGAUAGAGAUGUCAUCUUCAUUAAAGAGUUAAUCGAAGGGGCAAAAGAUUCAGCUGCUGAGUGGACAUACAAGGGCAGAGAUGAAGACAAAUCUUUCCUGUAUGAGAUUGUGGCAAACAAACAGAACGGUAUUGAUGUGGACAAAUGGGACUAUUUCGCACGAGACUGUCAUCACCUUGGCAUUCGUAACAGUUUUGACCAUCAGCGUUUGUUGAAGUUUGCUCGAGUGUGUAAAAUGAACGGAAGAAAUCACAUCUGCUUCAGGGACAAGGUGGCAGAAAAUAUUUAUGGCAUGUUUCACACUCGAUACACUCUCCAUCGUCAGGCCCUUCAGCACAAGAUUGGCUACAUCAUUGAUGUCAAGAUCAAGGAUGCGCUUGUACUAGCUGAUGGCCCACUGAAGAUCUCAAAUGCCAUAGAUGACAUGCUGGAGUACACAGAACUCACAGAUCACAUCUUUGAUCAGAUCUUGAACAAGUCAAACACACAUCUGAAAAAGUGUGUUGGAGAGGCCAGAUUGAAUGAAGAAAAAUUAGAGCAGAAGGCUGAGGAGUGCUUUCAGAAGUGGUGUGAGAAAGACUUCAUUGAUUCAGACAAUCUGUCUAAAGCCCGAAGCAUUCUAGAAGACGUUGUCAACAGACGGCUGCCAAAGUUCGUGGGAGAGGCCCGACUAAAGGAAGAUGGAUUAAAGAAAAUGCUGACAGAACACUGGGAGAAGAUGGUCGAAGAUUUUAAAAAACGACAUCAAAUUCUGAAGGACUUUGAAAUUUAUGAAAAACUGCUGGCCAUCUUGAGAACCCAUUCAGGUGAUGUCCAGUCAGGUGACGCCCAGUCGGGUGACAUCCAUUCGAGUGACGUCUUCAAGACUAAAGUGUAUCAGGACAUACUGCUGGCCAGUUUGGGAGACAAGCCUGAUGAAGCCUUCGAGAUUAAGCAAAUAGAGGAGGACGGCUCCAAAGCCCAGCCUGUUAAAGCCUUCAAGAUCAAAGUCUAUCAGAAACUUCUGGAGAAAUGCUGGAAGUCUGAUCCGCAGGCACCUAAGGGAGCUGAGGACUGUGAAAUUCAUGUUCUUGAGAUGGGUUUUGGUGAAGUGGGUAAUGAGCCCAUUGAAAAUGUUCAUUUUUAUAGCAAGCAGGAUCCAAACAAAGCUUUCAAGAUGGAGAAGUAUCAGGUGUCGAGUCUCAAGCCACAGAAGUUUCAUGAAUGGCUUGUGAGGGUCUAUUACGAUCCGAAGGAUUGGGAGAAUCAGGAGGAGGUCCAGCAGAAAGCUGAGUACUUUCAUAAGUGGUGCAAAAGCGAUAAAAACAACUUCAUUGAUUUUGGGCCUCAUUCAGAAGAAGAAGAAAAAGAAGAAGAAGAAGAAGAAGAAGAAGAGGAAGAAGAAGAAGAAGAAGAAGAAGAAGAAGAAGAAGAAGAAGAAGAAGAAGAAGAAGAAAAAGAAGAAGAAAAAGAAGAAGAAAAAGAAGAAAAAGAAGAAGAUGCUUCAAGGAAGAUUUUCAAUGACCCCAUUUAUGGUCAGAUUGAGCUCGACCCCCGGCUGGUGAAGAUCAUUGACACUCCUCAGUUUCAGAGACUCCGUCACAUCAGACAACUCGGAGGGACAUUUCUGGUGUAUCCGGGUGCCACUCACACUCGCUUCGAACACUCACUUGGGAUGGCAUAUUUAGCAGGAUGUAUGAUCGAUGUUCUGAAAAAAAAAAAGAACAUUUCACCGAAAGAUGAGCUGUGUGUCAAAAUUGCUGCUCUGUGCUACAAUUUAGGCCAUGGCCCAUUCUCUUUUCUGUACGAGAACUUCAUAAAAGAAUCCCUAAAGCGUGAUAAAAAUUGGAAGGUAGCAUCGCACUUGAUGCUUAAGGACAUAUUAACGAAGAAUAAAUAUCUGAAUGGCGAGUUAAACAAGAGUGAUCUCACCUUUAUUAAGAACUUAAUUGAUGGGAACCAUACUACUAAAAUGCGGAAAAAGAGGAAAUGGAAUGAGGACAAAACUUUCCUGUAUGAGAUUGUGAGAAAUAAAUGGAACGGCAUUGAUGUGCGUAAAUGGGACUAUUUUGCAAGAGACUGUCAUCACCUCGGCAUCCCAAACAGCUUUGACCAUCAGCGCCUGCUGAAAUCUGCUCGAGUGUGUGAGGUGAAAGGGAGAAAUCACAUCUGCUACAGAGACAAGGUGGCAGAUAGUGUUUAUGACAUGUUUAAAACCCGGUACACUCUCUACAGUCAGGCCUACCAGCACAAGAUCGUCAACAUCAUCGAAAAAAAAAUCACAGAAGCCCUCACUGCAGCUGAAGGCAAGCUCACCAAGAUCUCACCGUUGAGAGCAUCCAACGAGGAAAGGGCUGCAAAAUUGUCCAAACUGACAGACCACAUCUUUGAGGAGAUCUUGUACUCCACUGAUGACGAGCUGAAAGAUGCCAGGAUGAAACUGGAGGAUGUUGUGAACAGACGCCUGCCAAAGUGUGUGGGAGAGACCAGAAUAACAGAAGCGGAAUUCAAAGACAAACAGAUCUUCCAGGAUAACUGGAAUAAAGCAGUGGACGAAUGGAACAAACUUCACCCAACUGUGUUCUUGGAUAAGAAGGAUUUCAUCAUUGAUGUGAUUCAGCUGGAUUGUACUUUCAGCACGGGUAAAAACCCCAUCAACAGUGUCUAUUUCUACAGGAAGAGGAACCCCACCGAAGCCUUCAAGAUUAAGAAAUAUGAGGUGUCCAGUCUGCGGCCGGAGGAGUUUACUGAAUAUGUUGGUAGGAUUUACUACACAAAAAAGUCUGAUGAGGAGGAGAGGGAUGCUAAGGAGUGCUUCAAAUGGUGGUGCCGUGGCAAGUGUGUGAUUCUGGUCUACGAUAAAGAUGAGUUUAGAGGCAACAAGUGCUUUAUCACAGGGGACUGUCCUUCUUUGGACCGCUGUGGUAUAGAUGUGGUCCACUCUUGUAAGGUUAUCAAAGGCAUCUGGAAGCUCUAUGAGGGUCAAGAAUACAACAAGCCCCAUUACCUACUGAAUGAGGGGGAGUAUCCCAAUCCUGCAGCAUGGGGUGCCACAAACCCUGCUCAGUCUCUUAAACGUGUGACAUUUCAGAUCCAGCUCUAUGAACAGGUGGAUCUGGUAAAGCCAAAACACGAGACCACUGUUGACUGUCGUUCUGUGGAGGAACAGUUUGAUAUAAAUGGGGUUCACUCCUGUAAGGUGGUCAGUGGUGUAUGGAAGCUCUAUGAGGGGCGUGACUACACUGAACCCCAUUACCUACUGAAUGAGGGGGAGUAUCCCAAUCCUGCAGCAUGGGGUGCCACAAACCCUGCUCAGUCUCUUAAACGUGUGACAUUUCAGGUCCAGCUCUAUGAACAGGUGGAUCUGGUAAAGCCAAAACACGUGACCACUGUUGACUGUCAUUCUGUGGAGGAACAGUUUGGUAUAAAUGGGGUUCACUCCUGUAAGGUGGUCAGUGGUGUAUGGAAGCUCUAUGAGGGGCGUGACUACACUGAACCCCAUUACCUACUGAAUGAGGGGGAGUAUCCCAAUCCUGCAGCAUGGGGCGCCACAAACCCUGCUCAGUCUCUUAAACGUGUGACAUCAUUUAAGAUCCAGCUCUUUGAACGGGAGAAUUUUGAAGAACAAAUGCAUGAGACCACUGUUGACUGCUCUUCUGUGGAGGACCAGUUUGGCAUAAAAGCGUUUCACUCCUGUAAGGUGGUCAGUGGUAUCUGGCAGCUCUUUGAGGAUCCUGACUACACUAAACCCCAUCGCCUACUGAAGGAGGGGGAGUAUCCCAAUCCUGCAGCAUGGGGCGCCACAAACCCUGCUCAGUCUCUUAAACGUAAAGUCUGACCCAUUUUGAUAUUUAAAGUAGGGCUGUCAAUUUCAAGCAUUAACUUAAUAUAAUUAAGUUAAUAAUAACUUUAACAACACAAUUAAUGAUUUACUUUGCAGAGGUUUCCCAGUCCAAUUCAGUAGGAAAGGUAAAUCAGGAUAAAAUCUAAAGUAAUUUGGGGUUGGAAUGACAUGAGGGUGAAUAAAUGAUUCAUUACUUGGCAUAUCAUACAAUUAAUUUGGUUAAAAUGGAUUGACAACCCUACUCAACUGCUGAAGUCAUGGCUUGUGUGUCUAUGUGAGCUGAUUUUGUGAAAAUACCUUAUUAUAGAGAUGCUGAUGACAAAAAACAAUGAAAAUAAAAAUCUGAAAAUAUUUUAGUUCUUUAUAUAUACAGUAGGAUAUUUGGGCAUAAUGGCUGAUUGAUAUUAUUGUCUGAGCAGCUGUAUUUGGUGAUGUUGGAUAUAGACCCUAGCUAGUGUUUAACGGUAGAGGAUGAUGUUGAUGUUUAAGAGUGAUGCUAUGACAGGUUUGUUUGAUGAUUGAUUAAUCAGUUCAUAUUAUAUGAUUUCUUUUAUGUGUGCAGAGAUUUGAUUAUGUUUCCUAUGAGUAAUUUUGGGUGUUACACCGUUUUAAAGAUUACAGUUUAUCUGGAAUGCAUCUUUCUUUUUUCUCUUAAUCUUUUAACCUUUCUGAAGAUGUAGGUGUUCGUAUAUGUAAUUUUGGGGAAAGCGUUAGUGAUUUAUGAAAGUGAUUUAUCACUGUUAACCUGUAGUGUUUAAAAAUGGUUCUAUAAAGUAAUGGUAAAAUACUGGCAACACUGUUCUUUACUCUAAUCUACUUUACAGUAUGUUAAUGUAAAAAUGAGUGAUGCUAUGAUAGGUUUGUUUGAUGAUUGAUUAAUCAGUUCAUAUUAUAUGAUCUCUUUUGUUAUGUGUGCAGAGAUUUGAUUGUUUCUUAUGAGUAAUUUUGGGUGUUACACAGUUUUAGAGACUACAGUUUAUCUGGAAUGUAUAUUUCUUUUUUUCUCUUAAUCUUUUAACCUUUCUGAAGAUGUAUCAGUUCUUAUCUGUGAUUUUGGGGAAAGCGUUAGUGAUUUCUGAAAGUGAUUUAUGGAAAAAAAAAGUUUUGCUUUUUCAGUGACAACUCUUAUUAAAUAAAUUUGAUUGUGUUUCUUCUA
Messenger RNA from Ctenopharyngodon idella (grass carp), 6880 nucleotides. RefSeq lists its product as uncharacterized. The record is from RefSeq and is a predicted model, not a curated record. Gene Ontology annotation, biological process: dGTP catabolic process; defense response to virus; regulation of innate immune response. The transcript is spliced from 36 exons. Lineage: Eukaryota; Metazoa; Chordata; Actinopteri; Cypriniformes; Xenocyprididae. Gene Ontology annotation, cellular component: nucleus. Gene Ontology annotation, molecular function: dGTPase activity. The coding region runs from base 1249 to 5718 and encodes 1489 amino acids.